AUGGACGCCACUGCUGUUUGCCCCGUCCCUGCUAUUGACUGGCGCGCUGUUCCUCAAGAGGAGAUUACCCACUUGGCGCACCAGGGCAUGGUUGCGCCUGAUGUUUCCGCCGACCACCACAUCCGCAACGAGAACGAGAUGCGCCGUCGCCGCCGCCGCCACCUCCGCCGCAUGGCGCGGGAGGCCAACGCGGAGCUCGCGCGCGCCGUGGCGGAGUGGCGCAGGCAGAGCUUCCGCCACCCGGAAUCGCAAGCUGUGGUGGUGCUGGCGGCGGAGACUGCGCGCAGCCGCGACUGGACUGUGGAAGAUCAUAGGCGCAGCUUCAGCUGUGGCGAUCUGGGCGAGUAUGGGCCGCCAGACGCCAGCCAUGUCCCAAACGGCCGCGGAAAUAAGUCAGGCGGGACAGGAGUGAACAGAGAUGGCGCUUCGCCGCGGAGGAGCGAACGGACGUCAUGUUCCCCUUCAGGUGCCUCAGGUGUCCCACCAGGUGCCUCAGCGGGUUCCUCAGGAGGUGCACCUACAGGUGCUCCCUCACGUCCCUCCUCGUCUGCUGCCUUGUGCAAGCCGGGGCAUCGGCGUGGGGUGAGCGUGAACGCGCUUCCCGAGCUCUGCCCCUACCCCCCUGUGGACUGGCGCUGGGUACCCUCUCCUGAACCUUCUGCCGCCUCACACUGUGCUGCUGCUGCCGAAUGCUGCCCUGAUGCCCCUGGUAGCUUCUGCACAGCGUCUCCCAGCGGCGCCACCUCCCCGGCGUUCCCUCCCCUCUCACCCUCCUCUCUCGUUUCCUCUCCCUCUCAGCUACUCUCGAGAUUUUUCGCCGCGUCCCCAAACAGCAAUCACACCCACCGGGUGCAGAAACCUAGCCAGGGUGCUCUUGGAAAUUACAGCGACACAUCAGCAGCAGCAGCCUGCCGCUCUCUUACAGCCAGCAGUGAGGCCAGCUCUGCUGCAGCAGUGGCGGCAGCAGGGGGGGAAGGAUUCGUGCAGCCUGUGACCAGUGGCGACUGCAAGACCGGUGAAGCUGGGAGGGGAGCUGGAGGGCAGGAGGCAGGUGCUAGAGGUGCAGGUGCCGUGGGAAAGAAGCAACGGAGCGGGGCGUUGCAUGGAGCAAAGGCUCAGUGGUUGCCGCCUGUCUCCGCUGCACUUCACAGAUGCUUUGCCUAA
Molecule: messenger RNA, 1164 nt
Organism: Closterium sp. Naga37s-1
Lineage: Eukaryota; Viridiplantae; Streptophyta; Zygnematophyceae; Desmidiales; Closteriaceae
Source: the annotation of a GenBank genome assembly